Molecule: messenger RNA, 732 nt
Organism: Fusarium venenatum
Lineage: Eukaryota; Fungi; Ascomycota; Sordariomycetes; Hypocreales; Nectriaceae
Source: RefSeq, a predicted model, not a curated record
AUGGCUCCUUACAACUUUGUCUCUCCUGCCGAUUCUCUGACCCCCUUUGUCGGCGACUAUCAGGCCGCUCACACUGGCUACGCUGUUUCCCAGUACAACCCUGUGUACUUUGCCGGCAUGGAUCCUAUGCAUGCUUCUGGUGGUUUUGCUGGCUACCCUGUCGCCCACCCCUACGCCCACGCCAAUGUGGAGUCCCCUGAGCCUGUAGAGAUUUCUGUUGAGGGUGGCAUUGUUGCCAUGAUGUCUCAGAUGUCCACUGGGCGUCGUGCGAUUGCUGAGCGAAUCACUCAAGAGAACCCUGACAUCGACUCAAAGGAUUUCCACGAUUGCAUCCUCAUCCCUUCGAAGACCGACCGAGAGGAGCGAAGAGAGUACAUUUUGCUUCUUCGUGAGUAUGAUGUUUCCUACGACAACAUUGUCAUCCUUGGUGAUUUGGAAAUCACUGCAUCGACGGUGCGAGGCAUUCAUAGGAAUGCAACUCGUCCCGCUGCCGAGCGUCCACGUGACACAAGCGACCAAUGGACUCUUGAGCAUAUUGCCGCCAUGCGUCUCAGCGUCAGCAUUAUUCAGCACAGAGAGGGUCUAGAUCCUUUGACUGUGGAUGGAAUGAAUGCCGUACCCUGGGCCAAGGUGGCCAAGAUGAUGGAGAACUCGCUUCCAGCGGGCUCUUUCAAGUUUUCUCCCAUGGCUGUCUCCCGCUACUACAAGGCAUUGAUGAACGAGGAACAAUAG